Messenger RNA from Penicillium nucicola, 660 nucleotides. RefSeq lists its product as uncharacterized. NCBI's taxonomy places the organism in Eukaryota, Fungi, Ascomycota, Eurotiomycetes, Eurotiales, Aspergillaceae. The transcript has 4 exons. Bases 1 to 660 code for a protein of 219 amino acids. The record is from RefSeq and is a predicted model, not a curated record.
AUGGAUUUCAACUUAGUGCCUCGCGGCACGGAUCGAAAUUACACCGGCUUUUUUACAAAGACUAUUGUCUACUCGGCGACACUUGUUAUCUUCCUUGCCUCAUUCGGUCUCACACUUUCCUCGAUCAUCGUUCCGAAAUGGGUUAGCUAUCACAGUGAAAAGUUGAUCUGCUCCACCCAGCCCGCCCACCAUUACUCCUACGGUCUCCACCGCCGAUGCUCCUCGCUCACAGAUACCUGCGAAAGCUUCCCUCAACGCGAAGACUGCCACGGCGAAGACAGAUACUUCUGUUCCAUGUGGCGGUCUGUCGGGUUCCUGAUGUCCUUUGCUGUUGUGUUGGAGGGCAUUAGCAUUGUCGCAUACCUGGUCAUUCUCUCUGGUGGGAAACGGCUACGCGAGAACGGAUGGGGGAUUCUAAGUUUGCUGGUUUUGGCAUCUGUUGUUGUGCAGGCGGCUAGUAUGUCGAUCGUGGCAUAUCUCUUCGAUAACGAGGAUCGAUUUUUCGUCGGCUGGAAGCUGGACCAGUCUUGGAUCUUUUGCACUGUCAGUUGGUGUAUUGGCCUUUUCUGCGCAGGCGCGGUUAUUGUGGCUGCCAAGGUCCUUCCUUCUGAAGGUGGAUAUGAGUUGAUCCCUGACCAUGAUGAGCUGAGGAAUUCUUAA